ACACAGAACUGACCAGAUUCCAGCGACUGACCCUGCCCGACUACAGAGCCACAAGUCUAGGGGAAGCCUGGCUGUCGCCCAGCUUGUUGACCUGUGUUCACGCCUGCUUGGACACGUUCACGGUUUGCUACACCGUCACCUACAACACAAACAACGGCUUGUGUGCACCAGGGUCCAGAAUCACGUACAGUCCGGACAACAACCGAACACCCGACGAAGUGUUAUACUUCACCAACUUCUGCGACAGAGACAGGGGAUUCCAAGUUUACCUGUUCAACGGUUUCGUCCAGUGUCUGUUUAUCUCGUCCACUCGCAUGAGCUUCAACUCUUCCAGACAAACAUGUACAGAUAAAGGCGCCAGACUGUACAUGCCCAAGUUGCAGCAGCAGCUGGCCCUCCUGAGACACAUCGUCAGCAGCAUCACCAGAGGCAGCACCUGGAUCGGCCUGACUGACAUGGACAUCGAGGGUGUCUUUGUCUGGGAGGACGGAAAAGGUGUCAAUGACAGUCUUUCUGACCUGCCCUGGAGAGCAGGUAAUCCGGACAACGCCGCCAACAGGGAGGACUGUGUAGAGAUGGGCAGUUUCCAAGAUUUCUUUUACAUCAACGACCAGUACUGCGGCGAAAAUGCCUACUUCAUCUGUGAGGCAGAAAUGUAG
Candidula unifasciata is the source of this 659-nucleotide messenger RNA. Lineage: Eukaryota; Metazoa; Mollusca; Gastropoda; Stylommatophora; Geomitridae. The record is from the annotation of a GenBank genome assembly.